AGAUGGGUGCCCCCAUCAGCACACUGUCCUUUGGCCACCGGACAUCAUGCCUCCCAAGAAGGAUGUUCCCGUGAAGAAACCAGCAGGACCCUCUAUCCCCAAGCCUGCUGCCAAGCCAGCAGUAGGGGCCCCUCCAGCCAAGACCAAGGCUGAGCCAGUGCCAGCACCAGUGCCAGCUGUCCCUCCAACCCCUGAGAAAACUGCGAAAACCCAGGAGCCCCCCAUCGAUCUCUCCAAAGUGGUGAUCGAGUUUAACAAGGACCAGCUGGAGGAGUUCAAGGAGGCCUUCGAGCUGUUUGACCGAGUAGGGGAUGGCAAGAUCCAGUACAGCCAGUGUGGGGAUGUGAUGAGGGCCCUGGGCCAGAACCCCACCAACGCCGAGGUGCUCAGGGUCCUGGGGAACCCCAAGAGUGAUGAGCUGAAGUCCCGGCGUGUGGACUUUGAGACUUUCCUGCCCAUGCUCCAGGCAGUGGCCAAGAACCGGGACCAAGGCACAUACCAGGACUACCUGGAGGGGCUUCGGGUGUUUGACAAAGAGGCGAAUGGCAAAGUCAUGGGAGCAGAGCUCAGACAUGUCCUCACCACCCUGGGAGAGAAGAUGACUGAAGAGGAGGUGGAGGCAGUUCUGGCAGGACAUGAGGACAGCAACGGCUGCAUCAACUAUGAAGCCUUCCUGAAGCACAUCCUAAGCGUCUGAGCUCCACAGGUGCAGUGGGGUCGGACACUGCCCCCCGACCCCGUUCUCCCGCAGGCGAAAGCAAGUUCCUGCCACUAGGAGGCUAUUGUUUCAAAAUAAAGAGACGGUUCCUCCCUUGG
Messenger RNA from Balaenoptera ricei (Rice's whale), 816 nucleotides. RefSeq names its product myosin light chain 6B (gene MYL6B). Gene Ontology annotation, molecular function: structural constituent of muscle; calcium ion binding. The transcript has 7 exons. The record is from RefSeq and is a predicted model, not a curated record. The coding region runs from base 47 to 697 and encodes 216 amino acids. Gene Ontology annotation, cellular component: myosin II complex. NCBI's taxonomy places the organism in Eukaryota, Metazoa, Chordata, Mammalia, Artiodactyla, Balaenopteridae.